AUUUUUAGGCGGUCGAUCACGAGGACCAUCAUGCGGAAAAGUCCCGGGGAUCUAAUUAUCGCCAAAGCAGAACUAACAGGCUAACUUACAGUUGUGAGCGACUGUAAAUAGUGUUUUAUUUUCCCACUGAAAGACAAAGACGUUUGUCAAAAAAGAGGCAGCGAAAGCUACAGUUAAACCAAAAUGUCGUCGGAGGAAUUUGAAAAGUUACACGAGAUCUACAGAUCGCUGUAUGACGAGCUAAAGCUAAUGCCAGAGAGAGCUCUGGGCUGCCACGGAGAGGAGAGGAAGAGGCUGGUGAGGACCUUCGAUGAGAGGCAGGGGGAGGCUGAGGAAGUGUUACAAGGAAUGGAAGCAGAGCUGCGUGAUGCGCCUCCCACCCACCGUAAUGCUAUGAGUACAAAGUUGCGCUUGUACCGCCGGGAUCUGGGCAAGCUGCAGAGGGACAUGAAGAACUCUGCUCCUGCGUUUGGCUCCUCUGGCCUGUCAGUGGAGGGAAGUCAUCAUGGCAUCUAUUCAUCACAAAACCAACAGAGUACACACCUGCAGUCCCAGAGGGCAUUGCUGCUCCAGGGCACAGAUUCUCUGAAUAGCGCCAGCCAGAGUAUUGAACGAAGUCAGCGCAUCGCCAACGAGACAGAGCAGAUCGGCACAGAUAUCAUCGAGGAGCUGGGAGAGCAGAGGGAACAGCUGGACCGCACCAGAAACAGAUUGGUGAAUACUGGAGAAAACCUCAGUCGAAGUAGAAAAAUACUUCGUGCCAUGUCGCGGCGGCUGGUGACGAACAAGUUGCUGUUAGGUGUCAUCAUUUUAAUGGAGUUGGCCAUUCUGGGUGCUGUGAUUUAUCUGAAGUUCUUCAGAAAAUGAAACUAUACCUGUCUGAACGGAGUCAACGCUCUGGAUCCAGGACAAACCCAGACUCUCAGCAUCUGUCUCCACUGACUGUCCAGUAGCAAUAAUUUUUUUCUACUGUUUUCAGCCAAUCGUUUCUGUAAAUACAAAAAUGGACGAAAUGACUCAGUCUUAAAGUGAACCUUUACCAAGAGGGGAUUCUGUCCAUGUGAAGGUGAUUUGAUUUUGAACCUGUCAAUGGACCAAACCUACAGAGACUCCUUGGACAAACUUGCUGAGAUUUGCACAGUUUUAUCAGACUGUUAUUGCCAAUGAUGCCCUGCAGGAUGAGUUUUUUGGACUUGCGUGGGCUGCUACCGACCCCAGAGUUGAUUCUCUGAAAGGACUGGAAAGGAGAGUACUAAAACCUGAGUUUAAAUGUAUUAGUCCGAGGUUUAAAUAUGAAGAAAAUGGGUGAAAACUCUUAAAACAUGCAAUGUUCUUAAUGUCUAAUCACUGUAUAGUACAAAAUCACUGUCAGAAAUAGGUUCCAUAUUCCUUUAUCAACAGUCAACACAUCAUUAAAGUUAAUCUUUAACCUCAGUUUGGAUUCUAUCUGAUAUUUCCGAGGACGGCAGCCAAACAGGCCAGGAGUAAUAAACGAAAAACAUCCGCUGCUGAGAUGACGUCGCCAGGAUUUGUUCUGGUCUGAAGCCCAUGACCAGGCCAGGUCAGUGCUGUGCAAACAGCAUCUGUUACUAUGGAAUAAAUUCUCAAAUGAUGGGUGAUAA
Molecule: messenger RNA, 1622 nt
Organism: Acanthopagrus latus (yellowfin seabream)
Lineage: Eukaryota; Metazoa; Chordata; Actinopteri; Spariformes; Sparidae
Gene: vti1b
Product: vesicle transport through interaction with t-SNAREs 1B
Exons: 6
Coding region: 184-867 (227 amino acids)
Biological process (GO): retrograde transport, endosome to Golgi; Golgi to vacuole transport; vesicle fusion with Golgi apparatus
Cellular component (GO): late endosome membrane; ER to Golgi transport vesicle membrane; SNARE complex
Molecular function (GO): SNAP receptor activity; SNARE binding
Source: RefSeq, a predicted model, not a curated record